Messenger RNA from Nicotiana tabacum (common tobacco), 4887 nucleotides. Lineage: Eukaryota; Viridiplantae; Streptophyta; Magnoliopsida; Solanales; Solanaceae. The record is from RefSeq and is a predicted model, not a curated record.
UGAUCCAAGUAGUUGAAAGAUUUGCAGUUGGAUAAUCAAAAGGUUGGCUGGUUAAUGAAUGAAAAUAACAAAAAAGAGUGAACAAGAAAGGGAAAAUCUUUCAACUACUUGGAUUAUCCAGCCAACCUUUUGAUUAUCCAACUGCAAAUCUUUCAACUACUUGGAUCAACAAGUAUAGCCCUUACUAUAGAGCCAACAGUGAAGUUCACUGAAUGUGGUGCUGAAUAAUUGUUGAUCCAAGUAGUUGAAAGAUUUGCAGUUGGAUAAUCAAAAGGUUGGCUGGUUAAUGAAUGAAAAUAACAAAAAAGAGUGAACAAGAAAGGGAAAAUCUUUCAACUACUUGGAUUAACCAGCCAACCUUUUGAUUAUCCAACUGCAAAUCUUUCAACUACUUAGAUCAACUUGCAGUUGGAUAAUCAAAAGGUUGGCUGGUUAAUGAAUGAAAAUAACAAAAAAGAGUGAACAAGAAAGGGAAAAUCCAGCUUACAGCCAUAAAGAAGAGAUUUGUAUGAUAUCUGUAAGAUGGUGAAGUGGCCUAAGUAAACCUCAUUUUAAUUUAAAAUAGAUGCAUGGACUUGGACACUUAGAAAGAAUCAACCCCAGAGCAUUGACCUAUCAUUUACUUCUUGACUUACUUUGUUGGUCAACCACUACUAUUUUAUUUUCAACUUACAUUAUGGUUUGGAGGGAAAAAAGGGACCUGCUUAAAUUAGUGGAAACUUGGAAAAACUAAUUAAGUGGACUGCAAAAGGAGUCAAAUAGAAAACAUUGACCUUCCUAUUUCAUCCAACUUCCCCGCUUUUUCCUAAAAGGCAGCCUAGUGCAACAAGUUUCGCUGUGCGCGGGAUGCGGAGAAGGGUUGGAUCACAUUAGUUUUAUGUAUGCAGCCUUACUUUGCAUUUGCAAGAGGUUAUUUCUUCAAGUUGAACCUGUAACCUCUUGAGUACAGGAUGGUAACUUUUACCUUUGUGCCAAGACUUUCCUUCAGCUUCUUCCUCAAAUUCUUUUUUAUUUAUUUUUUGUUUGGAUGUACUGAAAUUGAAUGACUACUUCUAAAAGUUUAAACUUUUAGAGAGAUGCAACUUUUUAUUUUUUUUUUAUUUAUCUUGCGUUUUCACACAUCUUCAUAUAGAGAGUUGAUUCUUUCUCUUGGAUCAUACGCAUACAUAUUUACUUACUUUUCCUUUAAUUUGCAGAUUUUUUCCCAGUAAAAUGAACAAAAGAAUGAAAAAAUGUGAAAAGGAAGUACGAGAAAAAAUGACGUGUCUAAUUGACAACAGAUUAAAGGCAAAAGAAGAAGGCAAUGGCAAGGCCCUCAAUAAUGACCUAUUGGGUAUAUUAUUAGAGUCAAAUUCUAGAGAAGUUGAAGAGCAUGGUAGCAAGAAGUUUGGAAUGAGUAAACUGAAGUAAUUGAAGAGGGCAAAUUAUUCUAUUUUGCUGGGCAAGAGACUACAUCAGUGUUGCUUGUGUGGACAUGCGUGUCCCUCAAUCACAUUAAUAUGUUAUGCACGCUAGAUAAAAAUAUUCCACGAGAUUUUUUAGAAAACGUUUUUUAGAAUAUUCUUUUAGCCCAUUCUCUUUCCUCUCACAAACACCUUCACCAUCUCACGCCUUUCUUCUCCUCAAAAAUAGUCAUCCGCCAUUUUCUUAUCAUCUGCAACGCAACACCAAAAGAAAUUCUCCAUCACAAGUUCUGGACAUUGUCAUGACAAACCACCAAUUCUUCCUCAUUUCCAUCUUACAGAACACACCAGCAACCAUCUUGCAAACACCCAACAACCAUCUCCUCUCCAUGAAAAAGAGCUUUGAAGUCACUACUCACAACUUCGAAAUUUCACAAGUGUGGUCAAAGUUGCUUGAAAUUUUGGGGGCCGUGAAUUGGCAGUAGAACCGUGAAGUCAAACCCAAAUGGGGUUUUUGCAAAGUAAAAACAGCAGUUGUGGCAACACCAAAGUCAGAGGAACGCUACAAUAAUGAGACGGGACAGCUAACCAUGGACAAACAGAGCGACAACGGAAAAAAUGCAUUAUAGAGGCUUGCCAAUGAGUAUUUCCAGCCAGUCAAAUCCAAAGUGAUGUGGUGAUUUUUGCGGUCUGGAGAGUGGUUUUGUGGAAGAGGAAAGAAAGAACAAUGGAAAAGGGUGGUCGGAGAUGAGAAAGAGGACACCGGUGAGAGCUCCUAAUGAAACUUACAUCAAAUCAUUAUUGCAGGCCGCAACUGGGACACAUGGGCCGAGCUUAUUUUGUCAAAUCAUAUAUCCUACUAUCAAGAGCUAAAUAAAUUUAUAUGUAUUUCAUCCUUAAAAGUCCAAAUUUGCUAUGUAAUAGCUUAUUGACGCAUAGGUGUGGGCGUUCGGAUAGUUCGGAUUGGAUAUGAAAAUUUCGGUUUUAGAAUUUUGGUUUUCGGAUUGAAAAAAUGACAAUCCAAAUCCAAUCCAAAUAAGCUCGGAUUGAAUCGGAUUUUUUAAGUUCGGCUUCGGAUUAAUCGGUUUGGAUAUUUUUGAUUUUCGGUUUUGAGCUUAUAAGUUGAGAUGUUUCUUCUUUUUAUAAAAGUAAAUAUCCAAAAUUUCUUGAAAAGUUCCUCACUCUCACUGCAAUUAUCCAAAUAAAGUAUCAAGUAAUGAAAUUAUUACCAAUGAAUGCAACAGAGACAUUAAUAUGGUCAAUAAGAAGUAGCAAUAGUAAAACCAUGUCCAAAUAGAAAGUAUUCUGAGAGUAUUAUUAUUUCCAUAUGAAUAAUGGACUAAAUAUAAAGUAUAAAAAUUUCGGAUUUUCGGACAUCCAAAAAUCUGAAGUACCAAAUCCAAUAUCCAAUCCGAAAUCCAAAAAAUUUAAAAAAUCAAAUCCAAAACCCAAUCCGUAAUCCCAAAAUCCAAAAGAUUCGAACUUCGGUUUGGAUUUCGAAUUUGCCCAAACUAUGCCCACCCUUAUUGACGCAAGCAUGCAUCACUAUAUCAGCCUACUUACCAACUUAUAACAAACCUACUUACCAUAAGUGAGUCAACUAACAGAAAAAUGAUAAUCGGAAGGUAAAUAAUUGGAUUCUUUCUUUUUUCUUUUAAGAAACUCAAUAAAAGUGUGAAACAUCAAUUAUUACCCUACUUCAAUUCACAAAACCAAGCUCAAACUAAUGAUCCCGUUUCUUAGUUCCCUACCUUCCAAAUGUGAGAGGAGAUCUUAAGCAAGUAAUUAAACAAUCUUUCUGGAUUAGCAUGCAUUAAUUGUUUCUGGUACAAACUCUUGUCUUUGCUCUAUUUACCCUGUAUAAAAUGGUGCUUUCUUUUGCCAUCUUGCCAUCAACUUGCUUUUGGAGCUCUCUUCACUAUUAAACAACUUCAGAAAGCGAGCAGUCUCUCUUUCAAGAACUCCCCCUCCCCCACCCAACAUUUCUUCUUAAACAAUAGAAAAGAGUAAGAAAGCAAAAUCUUCAAUUUCAUAUCCCAAGAAAAAUGUCAGACUAUUACCCUGAAGAACUGAUGGUUCAAAUCUUCUCAAGGCUUCCUCCCAAAUCUCUCCUCCGAUUUAGGUGCAUAUCAAAAUCAUGGAACUCACAAAUUUCAAGCCCUGAAUUCAUAUCGCUGCACACCCUGCGAAUUCUCCUAAAACCCUCUACAGGUACAAUCAUGAGGUACUUCUCAACAAUUGAAAGGAAGGAAAGAUAUUUAAUUGUACGUAGGGAUGCAUCAGCAUAUGUUGACCCUGUAAUAACAUUAGGAUCCCCUUUUAGUGGCAGAGUACGAUAUUACUGUAGGAUCGUGGGUGUAUGCAAUGGUGUGGUCUGUUUGUCAAAUGAUUUAUUUGGAUAUGAUAAUCUUUUGGUACUUUGGAACCCUAGAAUAAGCAGAUGCCUCACCCUCUCUACGCCUGCUCAUUGUUGUGACAAUGUGUGGACUUAUAAGUUUGUCUUUGGGUUUGGCUUUGCAAUUAAAAUGAGAGAUUACAAGGUUGUGAAGGUGGCCUAUACUCAUGGGGAUUAUCAGGAUUUGGCGCCACCUAAGGUUGAGGUAUAUGCACUUAGUUCGGGAAUUUGGAAGGAAUUUGAUGGUUUUAUUCCAGACACUGGUGUUAUAGAGUACUUUUGGACACAAGCUGUUGUUUGUGGGAAAGUCCACUGGACUGCAUACAAGAGAACUGGGGAGGGAAGAAGGGUGGAGAACUUGAUAAUGGUGUUUGAUCUGAAUGAUGAGAUUUUUCAGGAAUUAUCAUUACCAGAAGUUUUGGUGAACGAAAUACCUCUGAAUCUGAAUGCUGCAGAGUGUAGGGAAUUACUUGUUGUGUAUCAGUAUGAUAUACGUAUUUGGAGCAGCAGUUGUUCCAUUCGGGUAAUGAAACAAUAUGGAGACACUGAGUCAUGGAGCAAGGAAUAUAACGUUGCACUUGGCCACGAGCAUUUAAUGGUACUCGGCAUUAGUGAUAAUAGUGAAAUAUUGUUGACCGAAUCAAUAGGGAUGCUAGCUUUAUAUAAUCCUGAGACGCAAAAAAAGGAGAGCUUUUGUAUUCCUGGCACUGAGUACUCUUUUUAUUUUGAUACUUACCAGGAAAGCCUUGUUUUGCUAGAUAAAGGGGUUGUACUGCCUCCACUUGAUUUACCAUCGGAGAAGACGACGGAUGAUGAUGAAGAUGAAGAAAAUGAUGCUGAGAAUGCUCCUCAAAGCUGGAUGCAUUAUCUUAUGCAUCAGUAUCUCACAGCUUUUCUUGGAGCCGGAAAUAUCUAAGAGCUCGCCUGUAUCUUAAAUAAUGAACAAAGGUUAUAAAGUUCAGGCCGACCUUCCGCGGCAGAUUAUAUAUCUGCUUUCUGUCAGGCCAUCCCAAUUUCAUUUAUCACAGCUAUGUACCAUGUGCUCGGUGUUAUGCUUGUUAUUACAACUUUAAUCAAUUUUGACUGCUA